AUGAGACUAUUAGCCACUUUUCUUUUUCUUGCUGCUGCAAUCUACCUUCACCAGCUCGGAGGUGUUCACAGCAUUAAAAUCACUUACAAUAACGGAGCCAAUCCCAACAUUGAAGCCUAUGUAAACCUUAUACAAGACCUCCGAAGGGCAGUAGCAAGGGGAACCGACUCCCAUGGCAUUGCGGUGACACGCGACCCCAAUCUCCCUCUUCAAGACCCUUUCGUCCAGGUCCAACUUGAGAGUGGCGGUGACGAGGUUAUCACUGUAAUAAUCUACACAGUGAAUGUCUACGUGGUGGGUUAUUAUUUUGGCCCUGUUGUUCAGCCAAUUUUAUACUAUUUAGAUGAUAUUCCAAGAGAAGCGUUGUUUCGGGCUUUCCCCAGCCCGAACUAUACUCAUCGUGCGCUAGGUUUCGCUGGCAACUAUGGCUCUCUUCCGAGUAGAGAGGGUCAGGAACUUGGACACAGUGCCCUAAAUGUCGCCAUCAGUAAUUUAUUUCACGGAAAUUCUCGACCAAAUUCUCGACCCGGCGCGCUGUUGGUGAUCAUUCAAAUGUUGUCAGAAGCAGCAAGGAUAAGGUACGUUGAACACCUUGUCCGACGAAACAUGCUGGGGGAUAAUCUAAACUUCAUACCAGACCCUAGGGCCAUAAGCAUGGAGAACGCAUGGUCUCGUCUAUCCGAGCAGGUCCAAUUGUCAAGUGAGUCUGGUGUCUUUGAUAGGACCAUUGAAGUUCGAAAUGUGUUAAACCAAGUUGUCCGAGUAAGCAGUGUAGUAGUUCUCAUGCGUGAAGCGGCGCUGGCUCUAUUGUUGUACCGCGGAUGCAACCCCAGAGCAUUGAUAAGAAUGCCAGUUUCAGUUCCAGAAGCAGUUGCAGUUGGGAGGGCUGACGAGGACUGUCCGAAUGAAGAGCCGACCACAAAUAUCAUCGGAAGGGAUGGGCAAUGCGUAGACGUGAGAGAUGGCCACUACAAUAAUGGGAAUUCCAUUAUUUUGUGGCCAUGCGGAAAUGCUCAACUUAACCAGCUCUGGACAUUCAAAUCUGAUGGCACCAUCCGGUCCAAUGGAAAAUGCUUGACAACCUAUGGUUAUUCCCCUGGAGUCUAUAUAUACGAUUGUGAUGCAGCUGUGACUGAAGCCACCAAGUGGGUUCUUUAUAAUGCUGGUACCAUCAUGAAUCCUAGAUCGGGCCUUGUCAUAGCUGCUGAGAGCUCCACACAGGGAACCGUGCUGACGGUAGCUGAGGAUAACAAUUCUUCUAGGCAAGCUUGGACUGCUGGAAACUAUACUCAACCCACCAUAACUUAUAUCAGUGGGUUUCGUGAAAUGUGCUUGCAAGCCAACGGUGCCAAUAACCGUGUUUGGCUAGCAAAUUGCGUUAUUCGCACAGAGCCCAAUCAGCAGUGGGCGCUCUAUGGCGAUAGCACUAUUCGACUCUACAGUGAUCCCACUCUCUGUGUGACAUCAGAUGGCCAUGAAAGCUUGGAUAGCAUUAUCCUCCUUAAAUGCCAAGGCUGGGGAAAUCAGCGGUGGACUUUCAUGGCUGACGGCACCAUCUUAAACCCUAAUGCUCGGCUAGUUAUGGAUGUCGAGAAUAGUGAUCCGUCUCUUAAAAAUAUCAUUCUGUAUCAGCCUAAGCCUACUGGGAAUGCUAACCAAUUCUGGUUGACAUUCUAA
This is a messenger RNA of Striga hermonthica, 1677 nucleotides long. The record is from the annotation of a GenBank genome assembly. NCBI's taxonomy places the organism in Eukaryota, Viridiplantae, Streptophyta, Magnoliopsida, Lamiales, Orobanchaceae.